UUUGAACUUCCUUUCGAGCGCAAUUGCUUCGUCUUCCUUCACGCGAACGACUCCUCUGAAGAAUCUCUCAAGUCUCUCAAUCUCGCCUGCUCAUCAUCCUCUUCGUCAAGUACGUUCUUGGAUCUCUGAGUGCGUGCAUUCUUCGGAGUCUCCUCGUCUCUGCCAAAGAUGGCAGAAGAAGAGGAGAUGGACACAUGUCCAAUAUGCUUUAAAACAUGUGUUGAUGUUUCACACCCAUCCUCAUGUCGCCACAAGUUCUGCUUGGAUUGCAUAAAGAAGUGGCAAUCCACCAAAACCUCUACACAUGUUGUUUGCCCUAUGUGCAAGAGAGAGAGCAAAGCUCUGGUCUACAACUAUGAUUGCAAUACUAGUACUUUUGAUCUGUACUUCUUCGACCAAACCAUCAAAAGUAUCGUGCUUUCCAAAGCACAUAGGACUAGACUCAGCUACUACAUGGUGGAAAAGUCAAUUUCACAUUCUACGGUGGAAGAAGUAAACCGUUUUUGGGAGAGACGUCUCUUCGUCCAACCAAAACCUACUAUAUUUGAGUGGUUGAGAAGGGAAUUGCAAGCACUUACGAGGAUUGAAGAUACCACCGAUGUAGUAGCUCAUUACAUCAAUAGCAUAGUGGAAAAAUUCUUCUCUAGGCACAAAAAAAAUGAAGAAACUGUGACCGUGGAGCUGAGCAAGCAGUUCAAACAACUUGUAUCAACUGCUGUCUCCAAAUUUGUUCCAGAUGGAGAAGAGGAUAGAUUUUCCGAGGAGCUGGAAUGUUUUGUUGCUUCCAAACUCAGCAUUGAAGCCUAUGAUCUCUCUUAUGAAGAAUCUUCAAAAGAAGGCCAAAAUGGGGUUGACUAUGACCUUCUCCGGUGGAUUCAGCAAAAAGUUAACUUGAUGCAGAUACAGAAUACCGACUUUCUCAGCACUCGCUGCCUCAAUUUCGCAAGAGAAGUCAGAUCCCAUGCUGAGCUUGAGAUCAGACUUGUAAAUGAACUUGGGUUUCCCCCAAGUAAGCAAACUCUUGGGUUUGCUAGAAGUUUGUUUGACAAACUUUCUAGCACCCAAGAGUUGGAUCAAAGUUGCAACAUCAAGCAUGAAGAUUAUAAAAAAGAGGUGUAUACUCAAGAUGCUUACACGUUGCUAUCACUUGGAGUCUUGGACCAUGAAGGAAACGUAACAAGGUUCGGCUUGAUGAUGAAAAGAUUACAAGUAGGGCCAAUGUUGGCAAGGAUGAUAGAAUCUUCAGAAAAAUAUGGAUGUGGAGAAGAAAUCAUAAAGAUAGCCGCUAUGGUGUCUUCGAGAGCAAAUGCGCACCGAACACCAGUAUCUCGCUCUGACCAUAUGUCCAUGCUAGUAGCCUACGAAUCAUGGGAGGCAACUAAUUUUUCAAAAAAAUGGUGCCUAGACAAUGGUGUUCAGCUUGCUAAAAUGGAGCAUGCCAAAAGUCUUAUCCACAAAUGGGAUAAGACUUUGGAGAGUCUUCAGAUAAAAGUGACCUCAAAACGAGAUGAUGUCCAAUGUAUAAAGAGAUGUGUCAUAGAAGGAUAUAUUUCAACUUGUGCAAAAUUCCAAAGUGAUGGAACUUACAAGAGCUUAAAAGCUCCGUAUGCAACGAAAAGGAUAGACCCCACUUCGACUUUAUACGAGUGGCAUCUCCUACCAAGGUUUGUCGUUCAUUCGGACACUUUCACCAAUUCCAUGCAAGAGGUCACGGAAAUUACACUGAAAGGUCUAAGCAAAGUAGCACCUGAACUUUACAGACUGGCAGGUAACUGAAGAGCUGACUGACAUAGUGGAUCACGCAGAGCAACAUCACCACAUCAUCGGUCCUAUAUGUUUUCACAUAACUAGACUACACGUGUUUGUCUAAUCGUCGCCUAAUUCCACGUGUUUUUUCUAAUUUUGGAGGCUAGGAUUGAGACAUUGUUGGUAUUUUACACGAGAAACACACACAAAAAGAUAGAGAGAAGAACUUAUGUUCAAAAAAAAUAAAAACUAUAGAGAAGAA
This is a messenger RNA of Brassica oleracea var. oleracea, 2008 nucleotides long. RefSeq lists its product as uncharacterized. The record is from RefSeq and is a predicted model, not a curated record. NCBI's taxonomy places the organism in Eukaryota, Viridiplantae, Streptophyta, Magnoliopsida, Brassicales, Brassicaceae. The transcript is spliced from 14 exons. Gene Ontology annotation, molecular function: metal ion binding. The coding region runs from base 169 to 1776 and encodes 535 amino acids.